ACGUGACCUGAGGCAAGCAGGGAGGGGUAUCACAUCAGGGUACCUGUGAGCAGAAUCGAUCGCGGAGAGGGCACGUCACGAGACACCUAUCUACCCGCUGUGAGCCUAAUUCGCUAUCAUCGAGAUGUGAGCCGCAAACAUCAGUACAACAAGCGACCGGUUCAAGGCCAUUUACACUGGGACCGGUAUGUCAACUCAAAGGACACCGGGCCUCUGAAGAUGUAGCGGCGUCGCGGACCGUUGGAUAUGCUGUGCCGCACAGCACGCGUGCGCUGCGGUGCAGUAUCCUCCAUUCACAGCUCUUCACAACGCUGGUUUCCUCGGGCUCGUCUCUGCACGGUAGUUGGUCAGGAGCCUCGGCUGCCGCUACCCGUUACCCGGCACCGGUGUCCGGGGCGGCGUCGCCCGUACCGGCCCCUCCCCGGCGGGAGAGGCCGCGGCAGGGCGUGGCCCAUCACCAGCCCCCCCCCCCCCCCAUAGCCGCCGUCCGACUAUAUAACCGGCCACACCACCGUCAGUCGGCACAGCGCCAGCGAGUUCAUCCAACAUGAAAGUCCUGGUUGUGGUGUCGGCCCUUCUGGGCGUGUCGGCUGCCCUCUCGUGGGGAAACCCGAUCGCCACGCCGUACGCCGCCGGCUGGAACAGCUGGAACGGCGCUGCCUGGGACGGCGCUGCCUGGAACGGUGCUGCCUGGAACGGUGCUGCCUGGAACGGCGCCCCGCUCACCAGGGCCGCCGCUCUGCCGUACGCCGCCCCCUGGAGCGGCAUCGGCCUGGCGCAGCCGUACGCGGCUGGUAUCGGUCUGGCCCGUCCCCUGACGUAUGCGGCUGCCGCGCCGGCAGUCACCUCCAGCCAGUACCAGGCGCAGGACGAGCUCGGCCAGUACCAGUACGGCUACAGCGGCCCCCUCAGCUCCAAGACUGAGACCAUGAACGCCCUGGGAGCCACCGCCGGCUCCUACAGCUACCUGGACGCCAACGGCAUCAAGCAGACCGUCAACUACGUGGCCGACGCCGCCGGCUUCCGCGUGAAGGCGACCAACCUGCCGGUGGCGCCCGAGCUGCGCCUGGCCGCGCCCGUGCACACCCUGGUCGGCCCGGCUCCCGUCGACGACACUGCCGAGGUGAAGGCCGCCAAGGCCGAGUUCCGGAUGCUGUACAACGAGGCUGCCGCCGCCGCCGAGGCCGCGCCGGACGCGCGCCGCCGCCGCCGCAGCAUGGAGCCCAUGAUGCCCGAGGACACUGCCGAGGUGAAGGCCGCCAAGGCUGUGCACGCCCAGCUGUACAACGCCGAGGUGCUGCGCAACAGCGGCGUGCCGGUGGCCACGCCCGUGCUGCUCGACACGCCGGCGGUCAUGGCCGAGAAGGCCCGCCACGCGGCGCUCUACAACCAGGCCGCGCUGCGCGCUGCCGCCGCGCCCGACUACGGCCCGGUCGCCUACGCCGGCUACGGGCUCGGCCUGCGCUCCGGUCUGUUCUACUGAGCGCCGCCCGCUGUCACCCUUCCAACACUGUCCAUCUGUCCACUGUCCCUGUCCUGUUCAUCUGGCUUUGUGCCCCGGCUCGUGUUUUGACGACGCCCAUUUCAUCGCUACCAGAGCCAGUGUCCUGUUGUGACGAACUCUGUGUUUGUCUUGCAUGUAUUUUUACAGAAAAUAUAUUUUGUAAUGAAA
Molecule: messenger RNA, 1672 nt
Organism: Amphibalanus amphitrite
Lineage: Eukaryota; Metazoa; Arthropoda; Thecostraca; Balanomorpha; Balanidae
Exons: 2
Coding region: 548-1483 (311 amino acids)
Cellular component (GO): chitin-based extracellular matrix
Molecular function (GO): structural constituent of chitin-based larval cuticle
Source: RefSeq, a predicted model, not a curated record